Carassius gibelio (silver crucian carp) is the source of this 2364-nucleotide messenger RNA. RefSeq names its product FUN14 domain containing 1 (gene fundc1). Gene Ontology annotation, cellular component: mitochondrial outer membrane. Lineage: Eukaryota; Metazoa; Chordata; Actinopteri; Cypriniformes; Cyprinidae. Gene Ontology annotation, biological process: autophagy of mitochondrion. The record is from RefSeq and is a predicted model, not a curated record. Bases 96 to 575 code for a protein of 159 amino acids. The transcript is spliced from 5 exons.
CGCAUAUAAGCGACCGUAGCGGUCCGUGGACAGUGAUCGCACGUAAAUUACGCAGGAUUGUGCGUAGCGCUGCAGCGGCUUGGAGCACUGUGUGAAUGGAGCCUCAUAAAAUGGCGGAUCGUAGUGAAGAUGUAGAUGCAGAGAGUGAAGAUGAAUUAUAUGAGGUGGUUAACAUCACAGAUUAUGCCAGGAGGCAUCAGUGGUGGAGUCUUGUUUUUGGGAACAGUACAGGACCCAUUGCAGAAAAGUACUCUGUGGCUUCACAGAUCAUGAUGGGUGGAGUGACAGGAUGGUGUACUGGUUAUCUUUUUCAGAGAGUUGGAAAAAUUGUGGCUACUGCUGUUGGAGGAGGAUUUCUUUUGCUACAAAUUGCCAACCACAGUGGCUAUGUGCAGGUUGACUGGAAGAAAGUGGAAAAGGAUGUCAAUAAAGCAAAAAAGCAUCUGAAGAAAAAGGCAAACAAAGCAGCCCCUGAGCUCAAUUCCUUUAUAGAAGAAUCGACAGAAUUUGUGAAGAGGAAUAUUGUUAUCUCAGGUGGAUUUGUUGGAGGAUUUCUGCUGGGACUUGCAUCCUAAAUGAAACAUGGAUCUACUGUAUUACCAAGUAGUUUGCACAUUAAUAUUUUCCCUUAUGUCGGUGUCACAGCAAUACAACCAACACUGGAACUUGAUGUAUUGUCUGAAGCAGUGCAAUGGACAUUUGCUGAACUGUUGUUCUAAAUAUAUUCCUCUACAAUGCUGAUUAACUGUACAUAGCUUAAUCAUCCUGAUGAAGAGAUAUAUUGUGCCAAUAACUUUAAAGAAAAUUGUAGGUGUGGUUUUGUUAUUUUUUUAUUUUAUUUUGCAUACUCUUAGUAAGACAUCAACAUGAGGUUUGUUAUACAACUAAAGUGUUUCUUACUGUGCUGUGUUUUUGACAAUACAUUAUUAGAGUUAGUUGGAUAAUUUCCGUGAUAUUUACUUGUCCAGAAGCAUGUAUUGUUUUUUUGAGUGUUUUACUUUCUUUGUGUUUUCUUUUUUUUUUAAAUAUACAGAAUCAACCACCAAUAACAUGUUUGUGGAAAAUAAAAAAAGUAUGUCUUUCUGGUUGUUUAUGGUUUAUUCAUGUUGUUUUGAUUUUUACAAGGGGGAAAAAAUAAAACCUUAACUAAGGUUUAAAAAAACAACUUUAGAUAAUUCGUGGUAGACAAAAGCAUGGACUUCUUUACAUGCAGUAAUAUAUAUAUAUAUAUUUUUAUAUAUAUAUAUAUAUAUUUUUUUUUUUUUUUUUUUUUUUUUUACUGCCUGUAAAGAUAUAUACACACAUGUAUACAUGUUAUCCAGGUUGCUCUGAUAGCGGCCUUCAGCUCUUCUGCAUUGUUGGGUCUGGCAUCUUCCUCUUCACAAUACCCCAUAUAUUUUCUAUGAGGUUAAGGUCAGGCGAGUUUGCUAGCCAAUUAAGAACAGGGAUACCAUGGUCCUUAAACCAGGUACUGGAAGCUGUGGCACUGUGUGCAGGUGCCAAGGCCUGUUGGAAAAUGAAAUCUGCAUCUCCAUAAACUUCCUGCUAUAAGGCUUUGUUGACCUUGGACCUCAGGAAACACAGUGGACUAACACCAGCAAAUGACAUGGCACCGCAAACCAUCACUGACUGUGGAAACUUUACACUGGACCUCAAGCAACUUGGAUUGUGUGCCUCUCAUCUCUUCCUUCAGACUCUGGGACUCUGAAAUCGAAAGGAAACGCAAAAUGUACUUUAAUCAGAGAACAUAAAUUUGGAACACUCAGCAGCAGUCCAGUCCUUUUUGAAGUGAGAUGCUUCUGACGCUGUCUGUUGUUCAAGAGUGGCUUGACACAAGGAAUGCAACAGCUGAAACCCAUGUCUUGCAUACGUCUGUGCGUAGUGUUUCUUGAAGCCCUGACUCCAGCUGCAGUCCACUCUUUGUGAAUCUCCCCCACAUUUUUUAAUGGGGUUUGUUUCACAAUCCUUUCCAGGGUCCGCUUAUCCCUACUGCUUGUACACAUUUUUUCUCCCACAUCUUUUCCUUCCCUUUGCCUCUAUACUAAUGUGCUUGGACACAGAGCUCUGUGAACAGCCAGCCUCUUUUGCAAUGACCUUUUGUGUCUUGCCCUCUUUGUGCAAGGUGUCAAUGGUCGUCUUUUGGACAACUUUAAGUCAGCAGUCUUCCCCAUGAGUGGGUAGCCUAUAGAACUAGACUGAGAGACCAUUUAAAGGCUUUGCAGGUGUUUUGAGUUAAUUAGCUGAUUAGAGUGUGGCACCAGGUGUCUUCAAUAUUGAACCUUUUCACAAUAUUCAAAUUUUCUGAAAUACUGAUUUUGUCUGUUAUAAACAUCCAAAUUAAAAGAAAUAAUCAUUUGAAAUAUA